AUGGCACGUAUUGAAGAUCAUGUUAUUGGUGCAUCUUCCAAAGUUCGGAAGGAUAAGCCUCCGCUGGCAGUUAGUGUGAAGGGAUUUGUGAAGACACUUGAAAAUAUCUCAGACAAUGAAGCUCAGGAGAUCCUGGAAGAGAAGUCCUAUGUUGCUGUUCUUGGAAUACGUGCCCAAGAAUCGAUGGGAAAUGGCUCAGGUGUGGGUGGUGGUGAAGUUUACACAUUCCAGACUCCAAAACGCUCUGGCAAAAUGGCAGAGCUGGCCUCUGAAUUAGCCCGGACACCAGGACAAAGUGAGGUACUUGAUCGCGCUGAGUGUCCUGAGAAGACUGUCAAAACCCCCCAAAGCAGCAAACAUUUGAAUUCAAACAAAGCGCAGCAGAAGAGUAAAAAGAAUGAAUUUGUGUCCACCACUCCUUACAGACUCAGGAGGAGGCUAGCAGCUCCGGACACUCCUGUAGAGAGUGAGAGUGAAUAUUCUGCUUCCUGCUCAGAGGAGGAGGAGGAGGAAGAAGAACAGAAAGAAUCUAGUACUGUUGUAGCAGGCCGAAAGACACCAGCAAAAACGAAGGCUGCAUCUACACCUCUUCCCAAAAAGUCAUUAUCCAAAAAAGUGAAGGAGGACAAGAUGAGCAACCUGGUGGAGGAAUACUUCGAAGCCCACAGUAGUUCCAAAGUGCUCACCUCAGACCGAACACUGCAGAAACUGCAGAAAAGAAGGUUGAAUCAGGAAACAUUGCGUGACCUUUUGAAAAAAGCUCCUCUUCCCUUUGCUGCUGAAAUUAAAGAGCUAAAUCAACAGCAUGAGUCCCUGUUUUCCAAGUGGAUGCUGCAGUUACACUUGGGUUUCAAUAUCGUGCUCUAUGGACUGGGCUCAAAGCGGGAUUUGUUAGAGAAGUUUCGUACCUCCCUGCUCCAGGAUUCUGUUCACCUUGUGGUUAAUGGAUAUUUCCCCAGCAUCACUGUAAGAUCAAUUUUGAACUCCGUCACAGAGGAAGUACUGGAGCAUACUGGGACGUUCCGUAGUCCCCUUGAUCAACUUGAAUUCAUCAUGAAGAGGUUUAAAGAAGAUUCUUCUCUAGAGCUCUAUGUCCUCAUUCAUAACCUGGACAGCCAAAUGUUGAGAGGAGAAAGAAGUCAGCAGAUCCUUGCACAGUUAUCUUCUCUGCCUAGCAUUUACCUCAUUGCCUCUAUCGAUCACAUCAAUGCGCCUCUCAUGUGGGAUCAGGCAAAGCUAAGCCUCUACAACUGGCUUUGGUAUGAAACAACCACAUUUAGUCCUUAUGUGGAAGAAACAUCUUACGAGAACUCACUUUUAGUGCAGCAGUCUGGAUCUUUGGCUUUGAGCUCCUUAACACAUGUCCUGCGCAGUCUCACUCCCAAUGCCAGGGGGAUAUUCAGAUUGCUUGCACAGUACCAGCUGGAGAACAAGGACAACCCAUCUUAUCCAGGGCUCUCUUUCCAAGACUUCUACCAGCAGUGUCGGGAGGCGUUCCUCGUGAACAGUGACCUGACACUCAGGGCACAGCUGACAGAAUUCAGGGACCACAAGCUCAUCCGGACCAAACGGGGAGCUGAUGGUGUGGAAUACUUACUGAUUCCUGUAGAUGACAGUACCUUGACUGACUUCUUGGAGAAAGAAGAUGAAGAUGUGUAACGUCUCUGUGUUCCCAAAGCAACUAUGGCAACUGCUUUCAAGGGUUGCUGGAGAGGGGCCUGUACUCAGAUCUCUCUCCCUCCAAGCCCAAAGCUGCUGGACUACUACAAUGUAGUAUUUUUCUGAUGCUCAUUGUUCAGCUACUUCAGGUAGUUUGGAAUGAUGAUUUCUACAAGCAAGGCAUCUCUUGCUCUGACUUUGAUUUGUCUACUUUGUUUGUUUGCUCAGAUGAGGUCUUUUUCAUAGCUAUGCAGCCAAACUUACAGUAAGGAAAACCUGCUCAGUAAGAUUGUGCCUUCUGGUUAUUACCUCACCAGACAUGAGGGUUUAGUUAGAGCAGUUCACUUGUUAAAUGCAAACCACCAGAUGGUUAGAGCUUUAUUUUAUACCAGUGAUACAG
Molecule: messenger RNA, 2059 nt
Organism: Tinamus guttatus (white-throated tinamou)
Lineage: Eukaryota; Metazoa; Chordata; Aves; Tinamiformes; Tinamidae
Source: RefSeq, a predicted model, not a curated record